CAUCGCAAUAAAGGUUUCCCUCUCGCAGCUAAUAAGUGUGAAUGAGAGGGAGCAGAUAAUGACCACAAAUGCCUGGCUCACCCAGGAAUGGAAUGACUAUCGGCUAAGAUGGGACCCAGGAAAAUAUGAAGGGAUUGAUAAACUCAGACUAGCUUCUCAGCAUCUUUGGCUCCCUGAUAUAGUAUUAUACAACAAUGCUGAUGGGACCUAUGAGGUGUCUCUCUACACUAAUGCAAUCGUAUACAACAAUGGAAAUGUGUUCUGGCUGCCUCCUGCCAUCUACAAGAGUGCCUGCAGAAUUGAAGUGAAACACUUCCCUUUCGACCAACAAAACUGUACCUUGAAAUUUCGAUCGUGGACGUAUGAUCACACUGAAAUUGAUUUAGUCCUAAGCAGUGAUGUUGCGAGCAGGGACGACUUCAAGCCCAGUGGGGAAUGGGAUAUUGUCUCUCUGCCAGGGAGAAGGAAUGAGAUUCCAACAGACCCAACUUAUGUUGAUAUCACAUAUGAUUUUAUCAUCAAGAGGAAACCAUUAUUUUAUACCAUUAACCUGAUCAUCCCCUGUGUGCUGAUCACUUCUCUUGCAAUUUUGGUGUUCUACUUGCCCUCUGAUUGUGGCGAGAAAAUAACUCUGUGCAUUUCUGUUCUGCUGGCGCUAACUGUCUUCUUACUGCUUAUCUCAAAGAUUGUUCCGCCAACCUCACUGGAUGUGCCCCUAAUAGGCAAGUACCUGAUGUUUACCAUGGUCCUGGUUACCUUCUCAAUAGUUACUAGCGUCUGUGUAUUGAACGUCCACCAUCGGUCACCCAGCACCCACACCAUGCCCGAGUGGGUGAAGCAAAUGUUUCUCAGAAAGCUGCCUGCCCUAUUAUUUAUGAAGCGCCCUGAGAAUCGAAGUAUGAAGGACAGUAUCGGAAAGAAGCAGUCGUCUGCUGGUACAGGUAGCAAGGCAGAUCAAGCUGAUGUUCAAACAUGCUAUGUGAAUAAAGAGUCAGCAAAAAAACAUGGCUGGCGGUUAGGAGAUAUGUCUGACAAUCAAGAUUUAAGAAAGAAGGGGUCAACAAAGAUUGAUACCAGUGUGCAAGAGGCUGUUGAUGGUGUUAGAUUCAUAGCGGAGCAUAUGAAGAGUGAAGAUGAUGAUCAGAGUAUCAUUGAAGACUGGAAAUAUGUUGCUAUGGUUAUCGACCGGCUGUUUUUGUGGAUAUUUGUGCUUGUGUGUGUGGUUGGCACAUUGGGACUCUAUCUUCAACCUUUAUUUCAAAAUCACGCCUCACCAGAUACAUUUUCUGAUACAGAAUAG
Molecule: messenger RNA, 1300 nt
Organism: Carcharodon carcharias (great white shark)
Lineage: Eukaryota; Metazoa; Chordata; Chondrichthyes; Lamniformes; Lamnidae
Product: neuronal acetylcholine receptor subunit beta-4-like
Exons: 5
Coding region: 59-1300 (413 amino acids)
Biological process (GO): signal transduction; chemical synaptic transmission; nervous system process
Cellular component (GO): postsynaptic membrane; synapse; neuron projection
Molecular function (GO): acetylcholine-gated monoatomic cation-selective channel activity; transmembrane signaling receptor activity
Source: RefSeq, a predicted model, not a curated record